UUAACUUCGAUGAAAAACCUGCUUUGCUGGUUUAUCAGUGUUGCUUUUCCUCAUACCCGGCGUUUACUUCCAACUUGAUCGGCUGCUUAAUAAUUUUCUUUUCGAAAUUAAUACUUCCAUUUGCGACCACGUAAAGUUUGCACUUGUUUACAUUCUUUUAUUUUCCCUUUUGCCAGGAAGUUAGCUUUGGUUUUUGACAAAGGCAAAUUAUGCGCUACUGUAUUAUUACUGUAUAACUGGACCAGAUGAAAUUUUAAUAGCAGGUUACCGAGUAAUGGAUAUCAAGCUUAUACUUACCAAAGAUGAGCCGUUCGGUGAACUACAACUGUCAGCAGUGAAUCAAAAAUCACCGGCAUAUUACACACUGAAAGAAGUUUCCAAACACUUUUCUUACGAUUCUUGCUGGAUUAUCGUAUGGAAUCGCAUAUACAACGUAACGGAUUAUUUGCAACAGCAUCCAGGCGGAAUGGAAAUAAUUCUGGAAUUCGCCGGUAGCGAUGCCACAUCUGCUUUUAUCGAUAAAGGUCACUCCCGAGUGGCUGUUGAAAUCCUGGAAGACUAUUACAUUGGUGAACUGACACCGGAAGAUCGCCUGUAUCCAGAUUAUUCUUCACCGUAAAAUUGAUGGCACCUUUGAUGGCACGUUGCUCAACCGAAUGCAGAAAACCGACAAUCUACCUCCCGGCAUUUGUAAACUGGGAAACCAACACUCUGUGUCAUCGAAUAGAGCCGUCCAUUAGCCUCCAGGUCGUGAUUUCACUGCAUUUCUGAACUCGGCCUUGAAAACGUUGGCCAAAUGUAUGUACAAAACGUGCUAACGUUUUUCAGCAAAUGCCCGUGAUUCAAGCUAGCUAAAUCCAUAUCGAUAAUAUGACGAUUAUUUAAUGCCAAUUUAUGGCAAAGUCUUAUUCAUUUCAUGUUGUACGAUAUCUUUGAAAUCUGUAAUAGCUAUAAAUCUUCUGGAGCUCGAUGUAUCGAGACGUUUACUUUUGUACAGUCGACUGAAUGCAACAUAAAACAACGCCA
Messenger RNA from Paramacrobiotus metropolitanus, 1026 nucleotides. RefSeq names its product cytochrome b5-like. Gene Ontology annotation, cellular component: intracellular membrane-bounded organelle; membrane. Gene Ontology annotation, molecular function: heme binding. Bases 275 to 619 code for a protein of 114 amino acids. NCBI's taxonomy places the organism in Eukaryota, Metazoa, Tardigrada, Eutardigrada, Parachela, Macrobiotidae. The record is from RefSeq and is a predicted model, not a curated record. The transcript is spliced from 4 exons.